Molecule: messenger RNA, 1175 nt
Organism: Calliphora vicina (urban bluebottle blowfly)
Lineage: Eukaryota; Metazoa; Arthropoda; Insecta; Diptera; Calliphoridae
Product: ceramide-1-phosphate transfer protein
Exons: 3
Coding region: 71-706 (211 amino acids)
Biological process (GO): intermembrane lipid transfer
Cellular component (GO): cytoplasm
Molecular function (GO): lipid transfer activity
Source: RefSeq, a predicted model, not a curated record
UUUAACUUUUAUAAUAAUAAAUAUUACUAAGAAAUAUUAACAAUAUCAGUGUAUAAAUCAGUAAUAAAAAAUGGCUGCUGUCGAACGUUUUGAUAUUGAAAAAGUUGCUCAAAUAUUUCAAGAUAGUUUACGUGACGAUGAUGAUGUUUCAAUGGAUGAUUAUUUAAAAGCAUACGAGGAAAUAAACAAAUUUUUCAGUUUGUUGGGUUCAGUAUUUGGUUUUGUAAGCAGUGAUGUGAGAUCGAAAAUCGAAAUUUUAACAACGUUUCGAAAGGAAACGGAUGUGGAAAAAGCUGAUAAAUUUCUUACAAUCAAAACAAUGAUGUCAUAUGAAAAGGAUGCUAAUUUAUUAAAGGAUACUAAAUAUGUUUCGGGCAGUCGUACACUGUUGCGUUUACAUAGAGGAUUGGAGUUUGUCUAUGAAUUCCUCAAUCGUUUAGGUGACUUGUGUGAAAGUGAUAAAGUGCAUGGUUGCUGUAAGACGGCAUAUGAAUCGACUUUGGCCAAAUAUCAUCCCUGGGUUGUACGCAAGGGCGCAUUGGUGGCCAUGUAUGCCUUGCCCACACAAGGUGAACUGUUAAAACGUGUGUGCUGCAAUGUAGAUCGUAUAUCAGAAUUCUUACCCGAAAUGUUAAAUAAUACCAAAACGGUGUAUGAUCGCACCCAGGCGCUGUACACUCUCUAUGAUCUGCAUCAAUUGCCUUAAGUUGGUUGUUAGUAGUUUAAAAUAUUUCAAUAAUAUUGUGGUUCAUAUCAAACUUUUUUUAAAAAAGGUUUGUUUGGUAUUUAAGAAUUCUAAACAAUUUGUUUUUAUACGAUUUAUAAACCCAUUUAGUUAAUUGUACUUUAGCUUGAUUUUGUUUGUUUCUUUUGAGACGUGUUCAGUAUUUAUUGUUUAUUUAAUUUGUGCAGCUUUUAUGUUUUUUUUGUUAGACCUAUUUAUAUUGCUUUUAAUUUUGUAAGUAUGAGCGUGCUUUAGUUUUCCCAAUUUUUAACAUUCCUUUAGUAUGUAUUAAUUGUUUGUCUCAAUGUGCUACACUACUUGCCUUAUUAAAUAAACGAACAUUUAUUCAUUCAUAUACAUAGGUACAUUAAUAAUUAAAAAAAUGAUUGAAAAUAUCUUUAAAAUAUUAGACAUAUUACAGAAAAUAAAGUUUUUGCUUCAAUUUAAAAAA